Molecule: messenger RNA, 648 nt
Organism: Cryphonectria parasitica EP155
Lineage: Eukaryota; Fungi; Ascomycota; Sordariomycetes; Diaporthales; Cryphonectriaceae
Exons: 2
Source: RefSeq, a predicted model, not a curated record
GAUACCACAGAUUACAUUCCAAAGCCACGCAAGAAAACAGUCCUCAAAGCCCGCUAGGCCAACUACUCACCAUGACCUCAAACAACGUCUUCCCCAGCGCCGUCUACCAGGAAGUCAAGGCAUGGAUCGCGCGUCAGGAGGAAUUUGAGGCUACGCACAAUAAACCAGCACCACUUACUCCAGCACAACGGCGAGCCCUCGAGACGCUUCGUCCCGUCCCUCUCGCUGCCCUCCCUGACAAUCUGAACUUCAUCGGCAUGCUGAAUGAAUUCUCGCAGACCGAUUCCUGGAUGGGAAAGAUACAUUACACGUCAGGUGGUAGUCCCGAGAUGUGGACGUGCACCGUAUCGAUGGGACAGGCCUUCGUCCAUGGGUCAGAAGUCAUCAAAUCCUUUCCUGCCCCAAAAUACGGCGCUGGCAAAGACGGCCAGAUCCCGACUUUUAGCAGCAAGAAGGCUGCCAAGUCACAUGCCGCCCAGUCGGCCGUGAACUGGCUGGUCGCCUCUGGGAAAAUGGACCGGAGCUUUGCGCUCACCUACUUUGGCUCCAAUGGCACACCGGCCGGCGGAGUCCAGGUCCACCAGCAGCAGCCGGCGGUCGCUGCCCCAGCACCGCAAGCGGCAGUGGUGGUUGAGAAGGAAGACAAGC